Molecule: messenger RNA, 3479 nt
Organism: Oncorhynchus masou masou (cherry salmon)
Lineage: Eukaryota; Metazoa; Chordata; Actinopteri; Salmoniformes; Salmonidae
Product: annexin A4-like
Exons: 15
Coding region: 119-1750 (543 amino acids)
Biological process (GO): phagocytosis; cytokinetic process; negative regulation of coagulation
Cellular component (GO): cytoplasm
Molecular function (GO): calcium ion binding; calcium-dependent phospholipid binding
Source: RefSeq, a predicted model, not a curated record
ACAGGGCUGAAAUCAAGAACAGAACCCACCCACAACUACACUGCGCAACCAUCUUUAAACUCUUCCUGAUUCAAUCGCUUCCCUUCAAUAUUCCCGAGCGUCAGAAACAAUCCCAAAGAUGAGUUAUCCUGGUUACCCUCCCUCCGGUGGCUACCCUACCCAGACAGGUGGCUACCCCCCACAACCAGGUGCAUAUCCCCCCCAAGCUGGAGGUUACCCUCCACAGACUGGGGGCUACCCGCCUCAGGCUGGGGGCUACCCGUCUCAGGCCGGGGGCUACCCGUCUCAGGCCGGGGGCUACCCGCCCCAAGCCGGGGGCUAUCCUUCCCAGCAGGCUGGUGGUUACCUUCAACAAGGUGGAGGUUUCCCUCAGGGGGGAUGCUUCCCUCCCCAGGCCGGAGGCUAUCCUUCCAUGCCUCCAGCACAAGGUGGUUGGGGUGGAGCCCCUGCUGGUGGAAUGCCAGGUGGAGGUAUGCCCCAGGGCUACCCAGGCUGUCCUGCCCCAGGUCAACCCCAGGGGUACCCAGGCGGUCCUGCCCCAGGUCAACCCCAGGGCUACCCAGGCGGUCCUGCCCCAGGUCAACCCCAGGGGUACCCAGGCGGUCCUGCCCCAGGUCAACCCCAGGGGUACCCGGGCGGUCCUGCCCCAGGUCAACCCCAGGGGUACCCGGGCGGUCCUGCCCCAGGACAGCAGCCCAUGCCUGGCUACCCUGGUGGUGCCCCGGCCACCAACCCUUCCAUGCCAGGAUAUGGAGGUGGUGUUCCUGCUACUCCUUAUUCACCUGCCAUCAACAGAGGCUAUAGGGGUGUUAUUAAGGACUAUCCAGGCGCUGACCCUCUGAGGGAUGUGGAAGUCCUCCGCAAGGCCAUGAAGGGCUUUGGCACGGAUGAGGCAGCUAUAAUUGAGAUUCUCGGGAGCCGCUCAAACAAGCAGAGGGUUCCAAUGGUAGCAGCCUACAAAACCACUUAUGGGAAGGAUUUAUUCCACGAUCUAAAGUCUGAGCUCACUGGGAACUUUGAGAAGCUGGCUAUUGCCAUGUUGCAGACGCCAGCCAAGUUUGAUACAUCUCAACUCAAAGAAGCCAUAGUGGGUGCUGGUACUGAUGAAGCCUGUCUGAUUGAGAUCCUAUCGUCUCGCUCCAAUGCAGAAAUCAGAGAAAUUAAUCAAAUGUACAAAAACGAGUAUGGUAAGAAACUGGAGGAUGCCAUCAUUAAUGACACAUCAGGACACUUCCGUAGACUCCUCGUCUCCCUCUGUCAGGGAAAUCGAGACGAGAGGGAACAAGUGGACAUCAACAUGGCCAAACAGGAUGCUCAGAAACUGUAUGCUGCCGGGGAGAACAAAGUGGGGACGGAUGAGUCCCAGUUCAACGCCAUACUGUGUUCCAGGAGCAGACCCCACCUGAGAGCAGUGUUCAAUGAGUACCAGCAGAUGAGUGGUAGAGACAUUGUGAAGAGCAUCUGCAGGGAGAUGUCUGGAAACGUGGAGGAUGGCAUGGUGGCUGUGGUGAAAUGCAUCAGGAACACUCCUGAAUACUUUGCAGAGAGGCUUCACAAGUCCAUGGCGGGGGCUGGGACCAAGGACAGGACUCUGAUUCGGGUCAUGGUGACUCGCUCCGAGGUAGACAUGCUGGACAUCAGACAGGCAUACCAGAAGACCUACGGGAAAUCACUGUACACCGCCAUCUCUGGUGAUACCUCUGGGGACUACCAGAAGCUGCUGCUGAAGCUGUGUGGAGGAAGUGAUUAGAGAGAUAUGAAGGAAUCCCGUAUAUCAAUCAAGACAGUGACGCCAUAGAAUGAGAACCAUAGAAUCAGAAUGGGAACCAUAGAAUCAGAAUGGGAACCAUAGAAUCAGAAUGAGAACCAUAGAAUCAGAAUGAGAACCAUAGAAUCAGAAUGAGAACCAUAGAAUCAGAAUGAGAACCAUAGAAUCAGAAUGAGAACCAUAGAAUCAGAAUGAGAACCAUAGAAUCAGAAUGGGAACCAUAGAAUCAGAAUGAGAACCAUAGAAUCAGAAUGAGAACCAUAGAAUCAGAAUGAGAACCAUAGAAUCAGAAUGGGAACCAUAGAAUCAGAAUGGGAACCAUAGAAUCAGAAUGAGAACCAUAGAAUCAGAAUGAGAACCAUAGAAUCAUAAGUGCUAUGGCCGUUCUACUCAUUCUAAUUCUAUAAGUGUAGUAGUCCAUGAGAAUGUAACAGACAGGAUCCAAAUCAACCUGUGAUGUAUGUAGUUUUGUUUUGCCAAAUUUGUGUCUCGUGCCAUAAUGUGCUGCGUGAUGUAUGUAGUUUUGUUUUGCCAAAUUUGUGUCUCGCGCCAUAAUGUGCUGGGUGAUGUAUGUAGUUUUGUUUUGCCAAAUUUGUGUCUUGCGCCAUAAUGUGCUGGGUGAUGUAUGUAGUUUUGUUUUGGCAAAUUUGUGUCUCGCGCCAUAAUGUGCUGGGUGAUGUAUGUAGUUUUGUUUUGCCAAAUUUGUGUCUCGCGCCAUAAUGUGCUGGGUGAUGUAUGUAGGAAAAUGACUUCAUUUGCUGCAUAUGCAAUCCAUUAUUGUUAUUAUAUAGUCUUGAUUCAUUUUCAAAGGUUUUUAUUGUAUCGUGAUAUGUGUAAUCAUAUUUCAUACGAUCAGGAUAAUGCCAUUAAAAAACAAUGCAGUACUAUAAUUGACAAAUUAUUAUAUUAGCUAACUGCCAAAUACUAAAUGUAUAUCAAUAUUUCUGGGCUUGUGUCAAUACGUGCAAAUAUUUUAGGAUAUUUAGAUACUUAAGAUAUAAAAAUAAAAAAAAGUUGGUUAUUAUAGCUUUAUUGCUGACUGCUAUAUUCUAUGCAAAUUAGCAACUUGUUUAAUUUCGAAUGAAAGCCAAUGAUAAUUAAAUAUCACCACACAACACUGGUGUUUCUUUCUUCUUAUUGACACCUUCUAAUAAUGUAGGCCGUUUUCCAUUGGUUGUUUCCUAGAUAUGAACACAAUGUUGCCUUUUUUUAUGCUGCAGACCCAAAGCCUCUACGGCAUGCAACUCUUUCCAUGUUUUACCAUCUGUUUUGAAGGCUGUUUAGUUCCAUGCAAGUCAAUAUUUCUGUUUUUUCAUUUCAUCUUUCACUGCUAUUUCUAAUAUAAUUUCAAUGUAAAGUCGUUGUACAACUAUUUGCCAAUACUUAAAAAUUUAAUUAUUUGUUGUCAAUAUUGUUAAGGAUUUAUUCAUUGCAUAGGUAUAUACUGUAUAGCCAGAACACAUACUGUAUAGUAUAAGUUCAUGCCAGUAGACGGCAGUUUGAACACAAUGGUUCCACUGAGGCAUUGUAAUUGGAAAAUGAUAAAAAAAUAUAUGCUAAUACCACAUUUGUAACUUAUCACAAUGGCCCAAAGGGCUGCCGUUAUCAUGUAGUAACUAACGUUUACAAUCAUUUGGUUGUUGUAAUGCUCACCCACAGGCUUAUAAUGGUGUCCUUCCUGUCAAAAUAAAAUAUUUUGACUGGCAAUGAU